GCGGCUUUGGGAGUUCAAGUGUGGUGACCAACCGUGCAGCUUAUGCCAGUGCUGGCGCUUUUGGAGCAGUUGUUCUCCUGUCGGCUGGAAGCAGACGGCGAUACGGCGUGUACAAUGAUCCAAAUGAUCAGUCCACAUGUGUGCUGCUGAGUGAAGAAGAGAUGCAGAGCUCUUGCUUGAAUCUCACUGGCGAUAACACACAGUGCCACAAUUGUAUCCAAUGCGAGACGGAGGAUUGCAUGUAUGGCAUCAGCAACUGCGACGAAUUCUUGGCAACCGUCUUCAGCGAGUGCUGCAUCGAGAAUUGUGAAGAGGAUCCCACCGUUGGUAUCAUCAUUGGUGCAGUCAUUUCUAGUUUCGUUUGCAUAGGAAUUUGUGGCUGCAUGUUCCUGAGAAUGAAGUCCGCCACAAGUCAGGGAGUCAGUCAUUGGAGUAGGCUGGACUCCGGCUGGACGGCGGCUGGACGGGAAAUCCUCACAGAUCGAGCCCACGGAAACCCGAGAUAUCCCGACAUCCGAGACCGCAUGAAGCUGGCUGAACGUUUGCACAGGGUCACCGUUGCACCGUGCCACGCGCUGUUGGAUCUGAGCCGCUCUGAGCGUGGCAAGCCGCGUAGCCCGCAGCACGGUAUCGGCGCAUGCUUUGACGUGGAGUCGGCGCACGCUGCGCGGGCUGCGCGCAGUGGUGCUGAGAUGCAGAAACAUUCCGAAACAUUCUGCACUGAGGCUUUGCUCUUUUUCGGCGCCGCGUGCUGGGAGGAACUCAGCUGCGCAAGUGCAUGCUCGGCCUGCAUCGUGAACUCUGCCUUGCCCAAGGCAUCACCGUAUCAGAGUCGUGUUCGGUCGCAUUUCCUGCGUUGUGGACAGAUCAAGCGAAGGCUCAAAGAGGCGCUCGAAGGCUUUGUCGAACAAUACUUGCUUCGAUAUCUUGGGGACUACAUCUUCGGUGUUGACAAGCAGAAUUUGUCUGUGACCACUUGGCGUGGGGAGAUCCACUUGCGCAGCGCUCGCUUGAAGCAAGAAGUGGUGGAACUCCUGAAUCUUCCGUUCAAGCUGAUCUUUGGUGAGGCAGCGGAUUUAAAGAUCAAUGUGCCCUGGAAUCGCUUGGGUAGUAGACCUGUGGUGGUUGAGCUCACAGGCUUGCGAGUGCUGCUUGGUCCGAAGCCAGCAACGGAAUGGUCCAACGAGGAAGAGCUGCGACGUGUGCAGUUGGCGAGGCAGCGGCUGGUGGACCGUGCAGACCUGCUCUUUGGCCUCGAGGCUUCGCCGGACGACCGCAAGGAAGGCUACUUGGGCCGACUGGUCACGCGCAUCAGCGACAAUUUAGAGCUGCAACUCCGAGAUUUGCACAUUCGCUUCCAGGAUGACUCUCCUGCUGCUGGCGGUCCACCGGUUUCGGGUGGUUUGCACCUGGCGUCCUUGGAGGUCCAGAGCACAGGCUCUGACUGGCAGCCAAGCUUCAUCGAGCGCUCGGAGCGCAGUGAACUUUUCAAGUUACUGCAGCUAAGGAAUUUAAGCUGCUACCAUGAGCCACCAGGGUGGGCUGCUCGAAGUGAGGAAACAGAUGCAAUCCGGCGAUGCUUUCUAGAUUGGCCAAAGGAGAUUCAGCUGAAGCAGGGCCGCAUCGUCUACCUGCUUCCACCCUGCAGCGGGCAGUUGAAGCUCACACAGGCCUUGGACGUGUCUGAAAAAAGCGAAGAGCCGCGCUUCGAUUUGCAGUGCGAGCUGGAGCCCAUCAAGGUUCUGGUCUCGUCUGCCAGCUAUCGAGGCGUCUGCGGCAUCAUGUCGCUGGUCUCAGAGUACUUUGCGUUUCAGGAAGUUACCCGCCACUGGAUCCAAAGCUACUGGCCGUACCGUCCAGUGGUACAUGUACAUGGCAACAGCUUGCUGUGGUGGCGCUACGCAUUUCGCUGCAUUCGUGCAGCAAAAGCGAAUGUACGAGCACCUGCCAAGGCAAGUCGUUUCAUUCAGCUGCUCACGGAAGAGAACCUCUCUCGACUUCGGCUACAGGCGGAAUACUGCACUCUGGUGGUGAAGAGUCGUUCCGUCCAGCUGCCGGAGCACGAGCAGGCGCGGCUGCAGCGACUCCGCGUCUCUCUACCUGCGACGGAACUGCUGCGCUGCCAUGCCAUGGCACUUGAGCGACUCCAGGCACAGGGUGAAGCCAGCGCAGACCCUGGCCGCUGGAGCUUCUGGGGACGGACUAAGGUUCUCUCUGUGCCAUCUUCGCCUUCACUGGCGGCACUGGAAGCUCCUGCGGUGGAGGAUGAAAUUUUGGAGGGGCAAAGUGGGCAUAGUGGGCCAUGUGAAGUGCACAGAGAUGUCGAGAGAGAGGACUUGGCCUUUAAGUACAGACCUUCGGUGGGCAGUUGGCUUAUGCCAAGGCCUUGCCGAAUCCCCUGGCCGGAUGCUGAAGCUGAAGGCCAAGGCUUCGAAGAAGGCUUCGAAGAGCUGGACAUGCUGGACAUGGCAGAAGGUGCCGCUCCAACAAGCUGCCUGCCAUUGGAAUUCGAUGCCGUUCGAUGCUAUGCCGUUAUGUUCGAGUCAGUGUUGGACAUGCUGUUGAACUUAAAAAAAAACUAUUGUUGA
Molecule: messenger RNA, 2588 nt
Organism: Cladocopium goreaui
Lineage: Eukaryota; Dinophyceae; Suessiales; Symbiodiniaceae
Source: the annotation of a GenBank genome assembly